CCUCCCUCCCUCCCUCCUUCCCUCCCUCCUUCACGGCUGCUGCAGAUCGAUGUGACGCUGUUUGUACCUGAGGACUGAACCCUACCUGUGGAUCCUCUCCCGGCAGCAGCACCAUGGGGAUCUCCGCGUCCAGUCUGCUGGAUGACACCACAUCCAACUACAUCAAAGGCCAGGCCGAGGCUGAGCUGAAGGGGUUCAGUCCAUACUACAGGAAGCAGUUCUCGGUGUCCCGGUUCUCUCAGGUAGAAGAUGACCUGGAGCAGCACAAAGAGCAGAUCACGCAGCUGCUCAAACAGAAGGACGCACUGGAGGAAGGCGAGGUGCUGUAUGAGGAGGGUGUGCUUUAUUUUGACGACACCAGGAAGUGGAGGGAGAGGUACGUGGUGGUGAGAGCCAACUACUGUCUGGAGUGUCACGACAGCCUGGAGACUUUUGUUAAAGGGAUUCCUCCGCGCCACAAGCUGCUGCCUACAGGGGGCACUGUUCUGACCACAGAGGAGAAGUACAUGGCCAUGGUGGACAAAUGCUUCCCUGAUGACACCAAUGUGAAAGAGGACUUUGCUCCUACUCUGUCGGGGAUGCCGGGACAGUUUCCUGUCUACCUGCGUCUCCCCUACAGGAGAGACUCCUACUUCUGCUUCAGACAGCAGGCCAAGCAGGCCGCCUUCCUCUCCAUCCUGUCCGACUGCAUCCGACACCAGAACCAAGACUUCCUGAAGAAGAAGACGUGUGAGGUUCAGGCCUUCCUCAAAGCCAUCCAGCUGUACAGGCAGGACAAAGGCAGAUAUGAAGCCUGGGACAUGCUGAUCGGCAGUGAUGUCAGGGUGUUGGCGAACCUGGUGAUGGAGCAGCUGCUGCCGUCUCUGGAGAAAGACAUGCUGCCUCGCCUCAAAGCCAAGAAGACAGAGAAGAAGAGAGUCUGGUUCGCCACGGUGGAGGCGGCCUACAUCCUGGUCCAGGAGCAUCUGUUGGAGGGUCUUUCCGAGCUGAAGGAGGACUGUCGAGUGUCGGUCCGGCAGCAGGAGGUGCUGAUCCACUCCGACAUGGACCAGAUCCUCAACUCUAGACGGCAGCUGGAGGAGAAAGUCAGAGCCAAAGUAUCGGAGCCGGCGGAGAAGCUGUGCUGUGAGAACGUGCAGCCGUACCUCGGAUCAGUCCUGGAGGAACUGAUGGAGCCGAUCAGCUCCGGUUUCCAGGAGGGACGACAGCUGAGCGAAAGUAUGAUGGACGGAGUGUGUCAAGACGUCCUGCAGGGAGGAAAACACGAGGAACUGAAAAAGGCUCUGGCUGACAUGGCGAGGCCAAACCUGCUGAGCUGCUACCAGAAGAUCGGCUCCCUGCAGCAGAAACUGCAACAUCUGCAGGAGAGAUUUAGCUUCUCAAACAUCACCGCAGUGAUCCACAGUACGCAGAUCGACCUGCAGCAGCUGAUGGAGAACGCAGCGUGCACAUUCGAGCAGCUGCUCUACAAAGCCGUCCAGGACAACCCAGACAGCGCCGGCUCCGCCAUAGAAAAGGCCAAACACCGAGUGCUCAAGCAAUAUGAUUAUGACAGCAGUACAGUGAGGAAGAGGACCUUCCAGGAGGCUCUGGUUUCCAUCACUCUGCCCUUCAUCAAGAAGAAUCUGGCUCCCACCUGCAAAACUGAGCUUCAGGGUCUGGAGCAGUCCGUCUACGCCGACCACUCCAACUUCAUCCAUGUGGAGAACGUUUAUGAGAGCAUCCUCCUCCAAAUUCUAGACAAGGAGGUCACCAAAGUGGUGAAGGAGGCGGCGAGCCUGAAGAAGUACAACCUGUUCACAGACAGCAGAGACCCGGUGAGCCAGUCCAGCCGCUCCAGCCUCUCCUCCCCCUCCGUGUCCACCCCGGGCAGCCCCGCCAUGAUGCUGGCCUGCCCCACUAAAACCUCCACGCCCCCGUCUCCUCUGGUGUUCAACGGUUUGUCUUCCAGCCCCAAGGAGGAGAAGAAAGAAGAUGGUGAGCUGCACAACGAAUCCCCCGCAGACGUUACGGUCAUGGAGACGCCUCUGGGAAGGGUCGAACAGAAAGACGCCGCCGCGAGCGUCGCCGUCAGUCAGGAGGCGGAGCUGCCGGCACUCAAAGCAGAAGAAGUCGUCCAGACUGUGCAGGAAGAAGCAGGCAGCCCCGUCACACCUGAGGCAGCAGCUUUAGUGGAAACAACAACAACAACCAGCCUGAGUGAGACACAGGACGUUAACGGAGCAGCAGCUGUGGUCGAAGAAGAGAAAGCGAUCUCCAAUGAAACAGCUGACGUUGAGACAUGUUCUGAGCCGCAGAUCCACAACACAGAUGCUCCAAAAGAAGCAGAAAUCACUUUAUCAGAAACUCCAGCUGUUGUAGAAAGUAUAAAGACAGACGCAGAAGAAGAAGCAGCAGCAGCAGCAGACAGUGAGGCUCCUGCUCCAGAUCCUGAACCUGCAAGUGAACCAGUAACCACUGCAGCAGAAUGUACUGGUUCCCAGACUGCAGACAGCAGUGAAGAGACACAAUGUGAGAGCUCAGAAGUCAAGUUAGCGGCUCCCUCUGGUGGUGAAGCACCUGUACUCGCACCCUGCCUUGACCUGAAGGCAGAGGAUGUAGAAGCAGCAGCGGCCGUCGUCGUCUCAGACCCUAAUUCUCUGGAUGAGUCAGUAAGUGAGUCACCGCCGUCGGAUGUGGAGUCCACGCAGGAAACCAAAGAGUUGCAGAGCAGCGAGGAUGACGUCAUAACAACCACCGAGGAGGAGGCUGACAUCAGCAAAUCACCCGUGAGCUCAGACGGACCUACAAACGAAGAGCCGCAGUCGCCUCAGACAGAAGCUGCGAACGGCGACACUGACGCAGGCGUGAGCGCGGAGCCUUCAGUGGAGGCGGCGGAUGCUGAACCCGUCAAAGAGGAAGCACCCUCCAGUCCCGAAGCUCAGCCCGCCCUGGACUGCAUCAAGGAGAUCCGCAACCUGGUGGUGGAAGUGAUCGAGGUGGAGGAGCUGCUGCAGCGCUAUCCGGGCGGAGUACCGACGGAGGAGUGAAGCAUCACAGGACUGACAAACAACACGGGCCGACUGUCCUUCCAGCAGGAUGAGGGACGAGAUAAUUAAAAAUGUUCUGCUGAAAGGAAACAAAUUAUUAGAAUAUAAAGAAAGCUUCCAUUUUUUUGACAGUCUCAGUGUCCUCCGAUGAAAACAAACAAGGACAUUUUGUCUGAGCAGAAACAGGAAAAGACUCUUGAGAAAAGAUCACAAAAGCUUCCAUGAACAUUUUAUGCAUGAAAUUAUGGUAAAUUAUUUAUACAAAUCAAUAUCAUUUACACAAAUUAAUACAUCAGCUGUGUCAGGUGUUUAAAAAAACAAAACAAAAAAAAAGCAGAUCAGUUUCAUUCACUGACUGACGGGAAUAUUUUUUUUAAAACACUAAAAUUAUUUUAGCAUCAGAUUGAUUUAGAAAACUAGAUUUAGAGCUAUUUUAUUACACAAGUCAGAAAAAAAAGACUGUUACUGUGGUAGGUUAUUAAUCGAAUUUACAGGAAUAUUAACAAUUUUGGGAAAGACUUAUUUUUCUUUCGGAGAGUUUAAUGAGAAGAUGAAUAUCAAUCUCAUGUCUGUGCAUUAAAGGAAAAUUUUGGAGUUUUUGACCUCUAUUAUAAUUAUCGUAAUCAUAAUCAGCAGUACCUUACAAAAGGACAUAAAAAGAACAAAGGACAAAAUAAAAUACCAAAUACACUGAAUAUAAACAUAACAAACAAACAAAACCCCUUUAUGCUGCGUUCAUGACAUGUAGGAAUUAUUGUAAUUAUGAGUUUAUGACCCGUAAAGAACGUAAUUACGACUGGGCACUUAACAUGGACACAUCAGCUACAGUUGGUCGUCAUAAUG
This is a messenger RNA of Thunnus maccoyii (southern bluefin tuna), 3872 nucleotides long. It is a transcript of the gene niban1a, whose product is annotated as niban apoptosis regulator 1a. The transcript has 14 exons. The record is from RefSeq and is a predicted model, not a curated record. The coding region runs from base 114 to 3029 and encodes 971 amino acids. NCBI's taxonomy places the organism in Eukaryota, Metazoa, Chordata, Actinopteri, Scombriformes, Scombridae.